Molecule: messenger RNA, 873 nt
Organism: Penicillium atrosanguineum
Lineage: Eukaryota; Fungi; Ascomycota; Eurotiomycetes; Eurotiales; Aspergillaceae
Product: isocitrate lyase/PEP mutase family protein
Exons: 3
Coding region: 1-873 (290 amino acids)
Molecular function (GO): catalytic activity
Source: RefSeq, a predicted model, not a curated record
AUGCCUCUUGCUUCGGCUGCAACAAGUCUGCGCCAGACCCUCAAGGAUCCCAAUGGCUUUGUGAUCGCCCCAGGCGUAUAUGACGGCCUCUCAGCCCGCCUGGCCCUCGCGGCUGGAUUCGACGCUCUGUACAUGACCGGCGCAGGCACCGCCGCCUCGGUCCACGGCCAAGCAGACCUAGGAAUUUGCACAUUGAACGACAUGCGCACCAACGCCGAAAUGAUCGCAAACCUAUCGCCGUCCACCCCCCCUAAUCUGCGACGCCGACACAGGCUAUGGUGGGCCCAUCAUGCCUUCCACAUUGAAGACCAAGUUCAAACCAAGCGCUGCGGCCACCUCGCCGGCAAACUCCUAGUCGACACACCAACAUACGAGACCAGAAUCCGAGCCGCCGUGCAAGCACGUAACCGACUCGGCAGCGACAUCGUGGUGAUCGCACGCACGGAUUCCCUCCAGGGACACGGGUACGAGGAAGCGCUUACUCGGCUUCGAGCUGCGCGCGACGCGGGCGCGGAUGUGGGGUUCCUAGAGGGGAUUUCGUCGCGGGAGAUGGCGAAACAGGCUGUGAAGGACCUUGCGCCGUGGCCCUUGCUUUUGAAUAUGGUCGAGCAUGGGUCUACACCGAGUAUUUCGGCGCAGGAGGCGAGGGAGAUUGGGUUUAAAAUUAUUAUUUUUCCGUUUGCGACUAUCGGGCCGGCUCUUACGGCUAUGGCAGAGGGGUUGGAGAAGUUGAAGAGGUUGGGAUUGCCCGGGUUGGACGAGAGUUUGACGCCGCAGGCUUUGUUUAGGGCUUGUGGGCUGGAUGAAAGUGUCAAGUUGGAUGCUGAGGCUGGGGGUGUCUCAUUCGAGGGAGGUGUUGACCUGCGGAAGUGA